Schistosoma bovis is the source of this 7402-nucleotide messenger RNA. The record is from the annotation of a GenBank genome assembly. NCBI's taxonomy places the organism in Eukaryota, Metazoa, Platyhelminthes, Trematoda, Strigeidida, Schistosomatidae.
UCAAGGGAUACUUGACAAGAGGAAUUGAAUUCUCAUGGUGGUACCGACUGAAGCGAAUAACACAACUUAACAGACUCAUAAACCAGAUAACUGGGGAAUGAAAAUGUACAUUUGUUUAAAGUGGUGGGGUUGGCGGUUUCCAUCUUAUCUCCAUUGAUGCCAUCAGUAGAGAUUUCUGAUAUGGUUGAUGAGUCCAAAGGACAACAUCAGGUUGACAAUGCUAAUGGAUUAAUCGAAAAUUCCCCAAAUCCCCUCUCCCCUCUCGAUUGUGAUGAGAAGCCUACCAAUGGGGCUGAUGAUUCAGUGACAGACGAGAACGACGACGAUAGCAGGAAGCUGUUUGUCGGUGGUCUAAGUUGGGAAACAAAUGAAAAUGAUUUAAAGGAAUAUUUCUCUCGUUGGGGAAAAGUUACCCAGUGCAUCAUAAAACUGGACAGGUUCACAGGAAAUUCAAGAGGGUUUGGUUUUGUUACUUUGGAAAAUGAAGACUGUGUCUCAAAAGUUCUCAGUGUCCCUGAGCAUUGGUUAAAGAAUAAGAAAAUUGACCCUAAGAAAGCGAAACCUUCUCGAGAACCCUUAAAAAAGAUUUUUGUUGGUGGUAUUGAUCCAGAAGUAACGGAAGACCAAAUACGUGAAUACUUUAGCAGUUUUGGAAAGGUUGAGUCAUUAGACUUGCCUUAUGACACUCAAAAAGGGAAAAGGAAGCAUUAUAUAUUCGUUAGUUUUUCCACUGAAGCAGCUGCCAAAAAAGCUAUUUCAAAGGAGCGUCAAGAUAUUUUCGGUCGACAGUGUGAUGUUAGGGUUGCUGUCACACGAGAUCAAGCUAACAGACAAAAAGCUCUGAAGCAAUGGUAUAACUGGUUGGACCCCAGCUUCUCUUAUCCAGGAUAUGCCUAUGGUGACUACGCAAACGCUUACCCUGGCUUUGACCCUUUUACGUACGGCUAUUAUGGAUAUGAUUACUACGGAAGCGCAGCAGCAGCUGCUGCUGCAACGGGUUAUGGGGCAUAUACCAAUCUAGCUGCUAAUCAGUUUUGUGGAGUAAUUAAUCCCAACAAAGUAAAUCAAAGUAUCCGUACUCCUGCUGCAGCACCAGGAGCUGCCACACGUAUGAUUGGUAGUGGCACGACUGGAACAAUUGGUGCGAACUCCCAUCAAACCCAAUCUCACACACAUCUAAAUUACACAAACUUACUUACUUCCCAGCUAGAUCCACACCAUACAACGAUGUCCGCUGGCCUAGAUUUCUCUGUAGCACAUCCUCAACCCGGUCAAGGCAUGGUUGCUGGAUCAGGUGCUACCCGGUUUUCCCAUCCUCAAUAAGCCAUAACAUAACUAUUCAAAGUAAAAAACCAGAAUAACUCAGUGCAAAGUCUGUUUAUUCAAGUUAUUUAGAAAGACUACUGUCAUUAAUUUGUAUUCAGUGAUUUAUUCAAGGCAUAUAUAUGCUGGGCUUCUGUGAAUAACUGCAUAUUUUGUGAGUGGUAGCAGUAAUAACCUACGAAUCGGAUCAGUUCAUAUCGUUACAUUGUGCCUAGUCUGCUAAGUAAGUAUGACUUAUCUCGUUGCUCAAUAUCAUCCUUGAUGCGUUUAUUUCCCUUCAUUUUUACUUGUUUUGUUUGAAAGUUAAUGCGACUAAUACGUACGUAUUCACACAUGCGUAUGUACUAUCUGAAAUUCAGUUGUUUAUAAAUUCACUUUAUUGUGUUUGAAAUCUCCCUUAUCGAUCAGUUAGCUUUAGUGUGGUCUCUGUUUUACCCAAGUAUUGUUUAGGAACAACUUCAAGAAUGUGUAUAUUUAGUAUUUGUGUACAUAAAGACACUACAACACAUUUGUUGCUGUUAUUUUUUAAUGCAAUGAUUACUUUUAGAAAUCCUCUUUUCCUUGUAUCCCCAACUCUUGUACAUUGUUUCCUUUAUAUUUUUUGAAAUUAACGAACAUUUUUCAUCUAAUUUCUAACUUCAAAAAGCUGACGAUUGUUAACUUGCAUAUUUGAUUUGUAUAUUUCUUAAGUUGUUACUAUAGGCAACAUAUAAUCUUGGCCGAAUUUUUGUGGAUAAAGUGAAAGCGUUAACAUCUGUUUUUAUAAAUUUUUAUACAUAUAUUUAUGCUUAAAUUCCCGGUACGAUUCGGACUGACUCCAUUUUUGAAUGACUGAUCUAAAAUCACAAAUAUCUUGAAUGUAUACAGAUUGGACAUACGGAAGUACUUUUUUUCUAUAUUUUGUGAUUGAUGCACUGAUCGAAUUAUGAUGCUUAUGAUGUUAUUGACUGUCCACUGGUUAUUUUUAUUUGUAUACACUCACCUAUUGUGCUUCCGUAAAUUCGUGAUACACUAUUUCCAUAGUCUUUUAUAUUCUCUCUUAUGAGGAAUUGCGCUCAUAAAAAAUGAUAUUGAUAAUCUAUUCUGCCAGUAUAGUUUUCAACUUUUGCCAGCAAUUGAAUCAGUUUGUGUAAAUCACGUUUAAUUGUGUGAUGUCUGUAUGAAUUUAUAUAAAUCUGCUAUUCCCUAUACAUUGGUGUAAGACAGAAACCAUCAUAGGCACCUGGGCUUUUCAUUUAGUUUACGUGCUUUGUCUUUUGUGAAAUGUCUGAUUUAUAUCAUUGAUUACACUUAGGAGUGCGCUCACUUUUAUCUGCAGCGAUUUUUACUGUAUCUUCACAAAAAUCAUCGUAUGUAUCACGUAUGUUUAUUAAAUGAGAUGUUUAAGUUAGUCAUACAUAAAAGGAUCAAGGUUCAUAUGCAUGUAGGAACUGUCUGACAGGUUACAUCCACCAUAUUCUAACUUUUUAGUACCCCGUUUUUUUAUAAAGACAAUGAAAUUAUUAAGAAAUGCACCAAAUAAAGAGUAUUAUGUGUUAUGUUAAGACUUGCUAGUCUUCAUUUUCGUAUAUCGUGUCAUGGAUUCCUGAAUUUUGAUGAAUUACGAGUUCACAGGUCAAAUUAGUGGUCUUGGAGGAAUAUCGCUUGCUCUUCGAAUUUAGAGUUUGACCUGUAAUUAAUCUUCAGAAAUUUUAUUCUGAUGUUUAAGUUUAGAAUAGUACAGAUUUUGAUUAUGACAACAGUAGUAAGCUUCACAAACGAAUAUGUUACAUCUCGUUGACGUUUUGCAGUAAUUAUCAGUUUCAGUUCUUUGAGUUCGCAAUUUAUGAAUCAAGUCACCGCCUUCUAGUUUCUGUGGUGAAGCGGUUCAUGAGUUUAGGAAAAUCUGGUCUCAAAACAUAGUUUAAAAGCAAAGUAUGUGUUUUGGAUCGUACUUUAUGAGCUGUCGAUUUGCCGGGAUUUCUUGGCAUUUCUGUCAUUUACAUUGUCCUAGUAUCGAAUAUUUCAGGUUUAUGACAAGCCAGUGGUCUUAAUUGUCGAUUGGUCACCUUCCUAAUUAAAACAACAAUUUUUUGGUACUUGUGCUACUACAAAAUUAGACACUAGAUAUGAACAUGCAGACAAAAACAAUGCAAUUGUACAUAAUAUACUAAUGGGAUUACUGCUUUUAUAAAGGUCCAAACCUGCGAAUUUCGAGUAGUCACUUUUUCUAGUAUUUAAACAGUAUUAUGAUUUUGGAAGUGUUUUCAUACAUACAUUAAUACAACGUUACACUCAUGCAUAUCUUAUUUCGGUGUGUUAGAAAACAGAUCAUGCUUCGUUAUCGAAUUAGCAACUUAUGAUUGAAAUCGAGUUAGGCAGACUAAAAAUCUCGGUUCAGUGUUUAGUAACUGACAGAGAGUCUGACUUACUGUUGCUUUAAAAACCUUGAGCAUUAACCGUACAUUUGCUCAUAUUAGUGUCAUUUACAAUCAUAUUGAAAGUAUCAUUGGAACCUUGACGAUAAUUUUAAAUUCUUACAGUGUAAUCCACUCUCAAUUUUAAGCUCAUUUGAUGUAAUAGUAGAGAAAUUCAUCUUACGAGAAGGAAGCGGAUCCGUAUGCUGUUGGUUUUUAUGUUAUUCGUCCAAUCUGAAAAUGUUUAUUCAUCUGCAUGAAUAAGUCCACAUGCACUGCAAGUGAUUAUGCAUCCUUCGUAAGAUCAAAGUUUGUGGUUCGUCCUUAGUCGUACAGACUAUUUUGUAUCCCCAUUAGUAGUAAUUAAACAGCAAUGGAGUAUUAAGCUUAAUAUACAAGUUUGGCAAAGCUCAUCUUCAAACAGUCACUUUUACAAUCGAAGGAUACUGAACUACAGUUUUCGGAAGCAACGUAUCUAAUAAAAACUAGUAGGAUGGCAUUGUCAGGAAAAAUUUAUCCGCUUAGUUAUUUGUAUUUUCAGUUAUUGCCAGCUCUGAUAUCUUAGAGGCAAGUGUUAGUAUCGGGCAAGCACAUUCCUAUUUUCAGAUCAAACUAUUAGAUCAGCGGCUAUAUAUUGGAAUCCAAAGUCUUUUAAACUUACCAUCAAUAUGAUGACCUCUGUGUGGGACUUUCUUUUCAACCCCGUUCUCUUUUUGAAAUGUGUACUUACGAGAUUUAAUACAACUCUACCUAAAGAAGUUUUUUUGGGUUCGUUUACCCAAUUAUGUGCAUACGCAUACCUGAAAUGCGUGGUGCUACGUUUGUUUGGAUGUUCUAAACAAAAGAAUGGAUGAGUAUGCAUAUUUUAUUUAAUGUGUUCAAUGUGUCAGUCUUCUCAAUCCAGUCCAAUCUUAAUAAAUCUAAAUUAUACUGGUUAGAGAGAUAAUAGGCGUCACCAAAUUUGUGUUUUCUGAAUUUCACCUUGCUUUUUUACUUUCCCAACCACUUCACUAUGUUCCCAUAAGCACUUGAAGCAAUCUGUGUUCGCAUGUUUUAGUGCAUGAACAUUCUAAGUGGCGCCACAUGUUGGUAAUCAGUGUAGUAUUGGAAGCUGUAUCUAACUGAAGAGAAACGGGUUGACCACUCACUAUGAUGUCAACAGCUUUUUAUAUUGAAAACUAAUGUUCAAGUUGCAAACGUGCUCUUGAUUUGGCUUAGUGAACGUUGUCUCGAAUUUUUUUCUGCAGAAUCUUGACUAGCGUAGUAUUUCUUCGCCGGGGUAAUGGCCUUUGUGGUCAAUAUGUUAAGUAUCGGUUUAUGUGGUUCAUUGAUAGACAUAAUUUCAUUAAGUAAACGUGUUCCAAUAAUCAACAUGGUAAUAGUGGCUUGCCAACAGGUUGUUGUGUACUUGCUUCUGUCUUUUUGGAUGCUAUGGCCAUUUAUUGACCAAAAAUCUGGUUUCCUCUUCUAUCACAUCACCAUGUCAUGUUUAAGAUUCAACAGAUAUUGACAGUCUGUUAUGAUCAUCGUUAAGAUCAAGUCUUCGACUUUGGCCUAUGAACCUUGAGAAUUUUGCCAUCAUUAUACUUUACUAACAAAUUCAGUAAUCAAACAAACAUCAACAUAGAAUCUGACAUAGAUGUAGAUUGGUGCAAGUUAUCGUACGUGAUUAGUACGAUAUAAUGAAAAUCACAAGUGAGAUUGAAUCAGUAAAACGGUAAUGAUAAAUCAUUUUGUAUAAGGUUUAAUAAGACAGAUUGUUAGAAGAUGUAUGAAGAGAUAUAUCUACCGCUGUAUACAUAUUUUGUCUAUAUAUAACUUUAGAUUUUUUAAUUUGUGUUUCAAGUAUCAGAAUGUUUAUAGUAUGAAUUCCCAGCUAUAAGGGUCGAUUUUAGCCAAAUAGUAUGUAAUAAUGAAUCAAACAUUUGGAAAAGUGGUUAGUCUAGGUUGUAUAAAUAAAGUAGCUGAUAAAAUGAAUGGAAUUCCUUAGAUAGAUAUAUAAUAAAAACCGAUGACCUUACUGAUAAAAAGCGGUGAAAAAACUGACUAUUAGAAAAUGUUUCAUUGUUGUAGUUGAGAUUCAAUUCAAUGAAUAGAUUUUUCAUUCAUUCACCAAGUACUUUGAUAUGGGCCAAUGAUCUACUAUUCAGUUGAUCAAACUGAAAGUGGGGCGGGUUUCGAACCUGUGGCUGGAAGCCAAAUUCUUUAAUCAUUGAGCUACCAUAAUUCAAUGACAAUGGUGAAUAAGUGAAUAUACUUUAUAACGAGGAAUGUAAAAUAUAGAUAGUUAAUUAGUUAAUCUCUAAUGUUAUAAUAGAUUUAACAUAUGCAGAGAUGAAUAGUUACUAAGGUGUAUAAAGUUAAGAUUAGCCUUAUCAAUAUAACUAUUGCAUAAAUUAUGAAGAGUACAUCAAUCGAUCCAACGGAAAUUUAAUGAUAUGUUAAUAAUCUCCUUUAGUGAACUAUUCCAUUUGAUUGUAAUCCUAAUUAUUGAUGAAUCGACUUUCAAUCAACCGGAAUUGUGUAACAAGGAACUUUUUGAGAUGGUGGAGAUUUGUAGCUCAGGUGGAUGAUUUUGGUGGAGUUUUGUUCUCAGCUGGAUGGUUUGGUCGUGGACGUCGAGGUGCACAGAACAAGCUUUGAGACACAUAUGGAGAAAUUCAAACACUUCACUUCUAUCUGAAGUUUGUGCUGAUGAUGUCGUUCAGAAGAACGAUGAAAGCUCCACGAUCAAACCAUCCAGCUCAGAGAACAAAACUCUACCAAAAAAAAGGAACUUUUUAUUUUUAAGACAAGAUAUGUUUGCUUUUCAAUGAAAUAUCUAUAAAUAGUUAAGUUAACAUGUACGUAUAAAAGAUGUUAAUAGUAUUAAACUGAUAUGUAUAUGGAAUGGAUAUAGAGGGAGUUAGUAGGGAUUAUUAUUAUUAUUAUCAUCACGAAUUGAUCUUAGGCAACUAUGUAAAAUCCAAAUAGUAUAAAAUAGAUGUUUCAUUUAAAUGUGGAAUCUCCUAACAAACCCUUUCUUAACUUUUUAUUUAUAUGACCUAUUUUAUCAGGUCCUAUGUAAGAUGUUAAGGAAAGUUUACUAUAUAUUUUGAUUACUACUUGUAAUUUAGAUGUUUGAUCUAUUAUAUUUAUACGAAUAUGCCCGGUUUAAUUGAACGCAUGUUUUUGUAUUGUGAUAUUUAUUGAAACAAUCAAUAAAUUUGUUCACAUAUUUGUCCUUCUUACUCAAUUCUUUGUAUGCUUACUCAUCAUCUUGUACUUGUGGUCUAGUGGUUAAGCGCUUGCGCGCGAAACUGAUAGGUCCUGGUUUCAAAUCCCGUGAGACAGGGUCGUGGAUACGCAUUGCUGAAAUGUUCCACAAUAGGAAAAAAUGGCUUCCAGGUUUUCCAUAAUGGUCUAGCUUCAAAUGACUCAUGAUCUUAACCAUUGAAAUUACUAUAAUAUCCACGAAACUCCUUCUGAAGUUAAAAUUUAUUGAAUAAGAAAAAGAGAAUUCAGUGAAGAAAAUUUUCUGUACAUUCGUAUAUACAUGAAAAAUGUAUGUCUGUGGGAGGAUAGAGAAAAUUGCAUCACCAAAAUGAAUCCGAGACUAAAUAACAAAUGAGGUUACGUGUACACUAAUCAAGGGAUUAGAUAAUAAUCCAAUUGACCGAUAUGAAGAAAAGCGACAAACACAA